AUGGAAUCAUUUCAACCUUCAACAACCAUUCCUCCACUGAAUAGCAACAGCAACAGUAACAGUAAUAGUAAUAGUAAUACUAAUACUUCAGCAACAUCAACAACUAUAACUACUGAUAGUACUAAUAAUAAUAAUAAUACAUCAACAGUUAGCAACAACUCAAAUUCAACAUCAAACUUACCUCAAUCAUCUACUGCCUCUACUAAAAAGAGAAUAACAAUAACAAUAGAUAGAAAAGGUAAUAAUAACAGAAACAAAACAAACAACAACAACAACAUGACUAGUGUAGUUGCUGCUUUGCCAACUUCUACAACUACAGCUUCUAUAGCUUCAACUUCUUCACCCUCUACAGCUUCUUCGCCUACUUCUACUACUACUACAACAACAACUACAACAAAUAGUUACAACAACAAUAGUAAUAAUAACAGACGUAGAAAUAAUAAUUAUAGAGGUCAUAGAGGUGUCGCCACUCCAUUAUCAGAUAAUCAUCAUUCUGGUGGUGAUCAACAACACACCGAGUACGAUCCAACUACAAACGAGGUCUUUGUAUUCCAAAAUAUUCCAAGUGAAUCGAAAAACUUAAAUAUAAACGAUAAUACUCAACAACAAUCAACUUCAUCACCAUCAACAUCACAACAAUCGACAUCUUCACAUGGAUUCGGCGGUAUGACAUGGCAACAAGAGCAACUUAUGAGUAAAUUGAAUCCAAAUUCUCCACCAUAUAUGCCAAAACAACAACAAUCACCAUCAUCUUUACAACAAUCUCAGCAACAACAACAACAAAAGCCACAAAGACAACCAAGAGAACCUAGAGAACCUAGAGAACCAAGAGAUAAUAAUAGAAGAAAUAAUAAUAAAGAUAAUAAUAAUAAUAAUAAUAAUAAUAAUAAUAAUAAUAACAAAGAUAAUAAUAGUGUUAGUAAAGAAAAUAAUAAUAGACAACCACGCGAUAACAAACCAAAAGAUAAAAGAAAACAAACAUCUGAUUCUAAUUCAAACAAACCAACAACAACAACCAAUAAUGAAAAUGAACAACAGAAUAAUAAUAGUAUGAAAGAUAAAUUUGUAAAAGCAAGAGAAAAGAUUGAAGAUAAGAGAAAUAACAAUAAUAAUAAUAAUAAUAGAAGAAAUAAUAAUAACAAUGAGAAUAAUGAUAAACCAAACAAUAACAACAAUAAUAAUAAUAAUACUAAACCAAAAUAUAUAUUCGAUGAUAAAGAUGAAUCGAAAACUGUAGAUUACACUCCACUCUCCAUACAAAUCAUUAACAAGAUUCAGAGUCAUAGUUACGAUUGUAUGGUGUGUUAUGAGACCGUCAAAAAAUCGGUGGCCGUUUGGAAUUUGCAUCAAGGAGUGGAAGAGCAAGUCGACCACCGCCGACGGCAAGUGGAAGUGUCCGGGCUGUCGUCACGUGAUUGA
Molecule: messenger RNA, 1419 nt
Organism: Heterostelium album PN500
Lineage: Eukaryota; Evosea; Eumycetozoa; Acytosteliales; Acytosteliaceae
Exons: 2
Coding region: 1-1419 (472 amino acids)
Source: RefSeq, a predicted model, not a curated record